Molecule: messenger RNA, 1446 nt
Organism: Salvelinus fontinalis (brook trout)
Lineage: Eukaryota; Metazoa; Chordata; Actinopteri; Salmoniformes; Salmonidae
Exons: 2
Coding region: 8-817 (269 amino acids)
Source: RefSeq, a predicted model, not a curated record
AGUAGACAUGGAGGAUGGGAAGCCUGAUCUGCUGCUAUUCAAAGAGGAGACAAUAGAAGAUGGACCAGAGAGCAUUGAUCUGCUGAGUGGACUAAAGAUUGGGGAGAAAUUCUAUUUUGUAACGGUGGUUGGCUGGAGGCUAACACAGGAGACUGGGCUGCCAUCUUGGAUUCCCAGACCCAAGAGCCCGGGGACAACCGAGCAGGCCAGGACCAGAGGCGGCAUAGUGGAGGUCAAUGGAUGGGACAUCAUCCUCAACUCUGGGCUGGGGAACAACACUGUAAACCAGAAACAGAAACAGACAGUCGAACACAAAACAACAACUGAAUUUAGUCUCCAUGACAACAGACUGGCUGAGACCAGGGCACGGUGUAGAUUUGGUCUGCGGGGACAGAGAGGUGUCCAUAUGCGGCUGGAGAGAACAGACUCGACUAGCGAUGCUCCGUCCUGCUCCUAUAGUUGUGAUUCAGAUAGGGGGUUAACCCGAGGCACCAUCAGUCUAACAGGUGCUGCCUUCAGCCUGCCUUCUAUAGGAUCGAUCAACUGGAACAUGGACCCUGUGACAACACAGACAAUCCCUGGGCUUCAUCCUCCUCACAUUCUCCUAAUGUGCAACCAGACCUCAGACAAUGCCAGUGCCUCAACACUAAAUGGAUACACAAGCCCAUUGACAAAUGACAGUAGUAGUAAUGCUAUCAGCAGAUCUGGUGGCAAAGAGAAGCGCUUCCUGUGUUCAUUCUGUGGGAAGUCUUCAGUUUACUCAAACGAGAUGCACACUGGUACAGCCUGUAGAGUCCACACAGGGGACAUAUCCUGAUGUUGCCCCAGUGUGAGAAUAGUUUCUCCCACCAUUGCCAGCUGAAGAUGCACCUGAAGGUCCACACGGCGUGAGGCUGUUCGCCUGUAUGCACUGUGGGAAGAGGUUCUCCGAGAGGAGCUACCUCAGGAUAGACAAGCAGAAAAUGCACACGGCCCAUGUAUAGAGGAUAGUAACAUGUAAUGUAGUACUAGUUAGUUUGCAGUUAAUUCUGUUGGUUUUGGAUGCAGUAGGGAACUGGAUGAUGUGAACUGAGGAAAGAAUGAGUAUGAUGAGGCAGAGUAGAUGAUAUGGUGAUGGUUGGUGUGAUUGUGUCUGUAAAAAUGCUUCACUGAUGAAGAGUGACAAACUUAGUCCCUUUAGGUUGAUGCUGGUGUUUUAUAGUGAGGUAAGGAUAGAGCCUUGAUGCAUGUUUACUUGACAUGAAGAUGUGUGUAAUCGUGAACCUUUUCCAAAUUAUUCUCUAAUUAAUUUGAUCAAAGCGAGGGUACCAGAUUUACAGAAAAGGUAGCGUUACCAUAGUGAGAAGUUAUUCUACUUAUAUAGUUUUUUGCAAUAAAAGUACUGUACUUCAAAGUUAUGUGAGUGUAUGACUAUUUUGUUGAAAUUAAAUACAACAUUUACUCUGC